GCGCCCCGGCGGGCGCAGCGCACCAUGCCGCAGCUGGACUCGGGCGGGGGCGGUGCGGGUGCAGGCGACGACCUCGGCGCGCCCGACGAGCUGCUGGCCUUCCAAGACGAAGGCGAGGAACAGGACGACAAGAGCCGCGACAGCGCCGCGGGCCCCGAGCGGGACCUGGCCGAGCUCAAGUCCUCACUGGUGAAUGAGUCCGAGGGCGCGGCCGCGAGCGCCGGGGUCCCGGGUUCCGGAGUCCGGGUGCAUGGAGAGGCCGAGGGAGCGCCCGAGGCCCUCGGACGAGAGCACACUUCGCAGAGACUUUUCCCGGACAAACUUCCAGAGUCCCUAGAGGACGGCCUGAAGGCCCCGGAGUGUGCCAGCGGCAUGUACAAAGAGACCGUCUACUCUGCCUUCAAUCUGCUCAUGCACUAUCCACCGGCCUCGGGAGCAGGGCAGCUCCCCCAGCCUCAGCCCCCGCUGCAUAACAAGGCUGGCCAGCCCCCCCAUGGCGUCCCCCAACUUUCUCCACUCUACGAACAUUUCAGCAGUCCACACCCGACCCCUGCACCUGCGGACAUCAGCCAGAAGCAAGGAGUUCACAGGCCGCUGCAGACCCCUGAUCUCUCUGGAUUUUACUCUCUGACCUCAGGCAGCAUGGGACAGCUCCCCCACACUGUGAGCUGGCCCAGCCCUCCUCUCUACCCCCUGUCCCCUUCCUGCGGAUAUAGACAGCACUUCCCUGCCCCCACUGCAGCCCCUGGCGCCCCCUAUCCCAGGUUCACCCACCCGUCCUUGAUGCUGGGAUCCGGUGUACCUGGACACCCGGCAGCCAUCCCUCACCCAGCCAUUGUACCCUCCUCAGGGAAGCAGGAGCUGCAGCCGUACGACCGAAGCCUGAAAACACAGGCAGAACCCAAGGCGGAAAAGGAGGCUAAGAAGCCAACCAUCAAAAAACCCCUCAAUGCCUUCAUGCUUUACAUGAAGGAGAUGAGAGCCAAGGUCAUUGCAGAGUGUACCCUCAAGGAAAGUGCUGCCAUCAACCAGAUCCUGGGUCGCAGGUGGCACGCACUGUCUCGAGAAGAGCAGGCCAAGUACUAUGAACUGGCCCGCAAGGAAAGGCAGCUGCACAUGCAGCUGUACCCAGGCUGGUCAGCGCGGGACAACUACGGAAAGAAGAAGAGACGGUCAAGGGAAAAGCAUCAGGAGUCGACCACAGACCCUGGCUCGCCUAAGAAAUGUCGUGCUCGCUUUGGCCUCAACCAGCAGACGGAUUGGUGUGGUCCGUGCAGGAGGAAAAAGAAAUGCAUUCGGUACUUACCCGGAGAAGGCCGCUGCCCCAGCCCCGUUCCUUCCGAUGACAGUGCUCUAGGCUGCCCCCGGUCCCCAGCUCCCCAGGACUCACCCUCGUAUCUUCUGCUGCCCCACUUCCCCACAGAACUGCUUGCUAGCCCAGCGGAGCCAGCACCAACCUUCUCAGGGCGCUCUGCAACUCUCCCUCUUCCAGCCUCUGAGUCCCCAAAGAGCCUGCACAGCAGCACCCUGCAGAGUACCCAGGUACAGCAACAGGAACCUCAGAGACAGGCAGCCUAGCAUGCACAGGACGCCUGGCUUGCUCCAGGGGCCACCCCUAACUCAAGAGGAGGCAGCAAGACCAGAUCACUCGGAACCAGCUAGGGGUCCUCUCUAAGGUGCUGAAGAUUUCAAAGGCCGCCUAACGACUCCCUGAACUGGAGGCCAUCAGUUCAGUGGGUAGGGAUAAGAUCUGUGGAGCUGUCUCCAAAGGGCAGCCUGGUGCCCGUGGCAGCCACACCUUUUUAUCAUGUCUUGCUAGCUCGAAGCCCCUACUGGUUUUGGUUUUGUUUUUUUCUUUUUUCUUUUGCUGCAGGUCAGAUGAGCUGGACUGACUGAGUCCAGCUGCCUUCUCCCCAGAUGCUUCUCUUGCCCUCUGCCACACUUUCCCCAUGCCAGUACUUCUUGGACCAAGAAUACCUGGUUUACCACACAAGAUGACUUCGUGGUUGGUAACCAGCCACACAAGUCUAAAUAAUAACGCUUCUCUCUUAAGGAGCUGAGAAGCUCUGUUUACAAGUAACAGCUGCUGUUCCUAAGCUGGGCCAGAGGAAGCUUCUUAUGUGUUCUCAGGAGCUUGCAAGAGGAGGAACUGGGAUAGGUGAAGUUUAAGGCCGUUCACCCCAGGCACCAACCCUCCCCACUGGUGGACAGUACCCAGCUUUAAUUAGAAUGACUGGGACGUCUUUCCUGAGAAACUCACCAGCCCUAGAAACUACAGUCAAUCAAUUGAAGUUGGCCUAAACACAGUGUGCACCCUUCCCAGUUCCAUCUCCAGCUCAUCUAUGUCAGCUGAGUCACAGCUCGUGGGCAAAUCCCAAAUCCCCAACAGCCAGAGCCCAUCUCGGCAUUUAGAACUGGCCAGCCAGCUUCACUUUAUGGGGCUGCAGGAAGAGAUCUGUUACAACCAAAGCAAGGAGCCCAUAAGACCUCUUUAGUGGACAUGGUUCUUUGCCACAUUCUAGAAAUCCUUUUUGAGCCAAACUUAACCUUGAGCCUUGAAAAACAAGUUUUGUUUGUUUUAACUGUUUUUUUUUUUCAUUCACUGUAUAUAGCUUGAAUCCAAAGAAAAGGGGUUAUUCAUGUAUUCUACACACCUUUAAAAAAAAAGCCUUUAGUUCCUACUUUUAGCCACUGGUUUCUCAAUCCAAAGAUCAUGUUUCUAGUAUAGUGUUACAAGUGUUGAAAAGACUGGCAGAGUGUGGUGGUACACACCUAUAAUCCCAGUAUUUGGGUGGUAAAGGCAGGUGGAUCUCUCUUGAGUUCCAGGACAGCCAGGGUUGUAUAGAGACCUUGUCUCAAAAAGGAGGGGAAAAAAAACUGAUGUAGUAUCCAAAAUAUUUUUGUAUUAAUGCAUUAUCAUAGAAAAACUUUUUAAAAUGAGAAUAAAGAUACUUUUUACUGGGUUUGUUUUUCA
Molecule: messenger RNA, 2974 nt
Organism: Peromyscus maniculatus bairdii (prairie deer mouse)
Lineage: Eukaryota; Metazoa; Chordata; Mammalia; Rodentia; Cricetidae
Gene: Tcf7
Product: transcription factor 7
Biological process (GO): regulation of transcription by RNA polymerase II; canonical Wnt signaling pathway
Cellular component (GO): chromatin; beta-catenin-TCF complex
Molecular function (GO): DNA-binding transcription factor activity, RNA polymerase II-specific; RNA polymerase II cis-regulatory region sequence-specific DNA binding
Source: RefSeq, a predicted model, not a curated record